This is a messenger RNA of Schistocerca nitens (vagrant locust), 1927 nucleotides long. RefSeq names its product nicastrin (gene Nct). Bases 38 to 1927 code for a protein of 629 amino acids. Gene Ontology annotation, biological process: Notch receptor processing; protein processing. Lineage: Eukaryota; Metazoa; Arthropoda; Insecta; Orthoptera; Acrididae. The record is from RefSeq and is a predicted model, not a curated record. The transcript has 10 exons. Gene Ontology annotation, cellular component: membrane.
CUUUGGUUUGUUAGACCCGUACAGUGUAAAAUGUCAAAUGUCAGUGGUUAAUAAUUUUGUAAUCAUGGGGAAUCAUGUGUUCUUUUGGAUUUGUUUAUGUGGUGUUUUGUUAUCUAUUUCGGAAGUUUCUCCUGAAAGAACAAAAGAUAAAAUGUACGAAUCUAUUGAUGGAGCGGCAGCUUGCUUCAGAAGACUGAAUGGAACUCAUCAGUUCGGCUGCUCAUCUUCCCGCUCAGGCAGUGUUGGUGCUAUACACUUAAUUGAUGAUGAUAAUGACCUACUGUGGCUUUUGAAUAAAGGGGAUGCUCCACCUUAUAUGGCUGUUCUUGGUCCUGAUAUGUUCAAGAGGGAUGUGCUGUUGCCACUGCGUGAUUCCGGAAAGGUCAGUGGUGUGUUGCUCGCAUAUGACACAGCUACUGAUCUGCCACAACACUAUUCACCUGACGAUACCUGCCCCAAUCGGUACUCAGGACAGAAGAAGUGUGACGACAAUGCCCCGUGGAACCCUGAGGGAAUGGGACUCCUGCAAAUUGACUGGGGCUUUCCAAUGUUCUACAUCAAAAGCAAUUCUAAUGAUAGUUCUGGGAACCUGCGGAAGAUAAGAGAGUGUCACCAGCGCUAUAACAGCGCUGACACUCAGGCUGGACGGACACUUUGUGCUAUAGAGAUGAAUUCGUACAUGUCUGCAGCUGUCAGUUCAGAAGUGUGUGUUAGGCGAAAUGGAGUGAAAAAUAAUUUCCAUCCAGGUGAGACACAGGUCCACGUGUGUGACGCUCUUAUUGACCGUAACGUUUGGGUGAGCCUACCAGCUCUCUCACGAAAUCGUCCAGAUGCCGCUUAUGAAAACAGAACAGUCAUCAUGGUUUCAGCCCGAAUGGAUUCCACGUCUAUGUUUGACCAGGUGGUGCCAGGUGCAACAAGCCCAGUCACUGGUAUAGUGGCACUGCUGGCCACGGCGCAUGCCCUUUCCCAGGUCUUCCCCCAGGAUGACACACAACAAUCGAGCACUGUUCUUUUCACACUGCUGCAUGGUGAAUCACACGACUACAUCGGAUCCCAGCGUCUCUUGUGGGAUAUGCUGCACGGACAGUUUCCACAUCCUCCAAAUGCUGGUAUUGAUGAUCCUGUACACUUGCUGUACCCAAACCAUCUAAAGCUCUUUGUUGAACUGAGCCAGCUUUCCAACAGGCAGCAACAUCUCACUUUCCACCCAGCAAGCAGUGCAAAUUACAUCAGGGCUCAUGCUCCAGUGAUGGACUUCAUGGGCAACAUGACGGAAUUUGGACACAGCUAUGGAAUUACAUUUACUAAGUCAACUACAGACACACUGCCACCUGCUUCUCUACAGACAUUUCUUGUGCACGAUAACAAACUACCUGGUGUGGUUAUUGCUGAUCACGAAGCUGGCUUUACGAAUAGGUACUAUAACAGUAUAUUUGAUGAUGCAUCGACACUCAACUACACAUAUUACAAUGGCUCUGUUCCACCUGAGGAUUCACUUGCAUCAUUUAUAGCUAACUUCUCUACAGUUUUGGCACAGUCAUUGUUCUACAUGGCAACGAAAACAAAAAACACUAAUGCAUCUGUUGAUGCAACUCUGGUGGAUGAGUUGCUCCAUUGCUAUCUAGAGAGUAUGAACUGCUCAAUCUUCAAUGCUGCAACAUUCCAGAGCAGAUUUGAAGAUAAGCCACCUACAUUUUACAUAGGUGUCAAUGCUUAUCCAAGUGUAAUGGCACAGCUGACAGGGCAGACAUUGGCAUACCUGACGGGGCAGCUCACGAACAAAACCAAGGAGCAGUGUGUCGCUGAUCCUCAGAGCCAGGCCUUCACUGUAAAUGGAAUCCUCAGGAGGAUGGUACAGGUGUUAAUAUCUGAACAGUCUCACAGUCCCAAGUGUGAUCUUUUUUAUAAUAGUGCUUGGCCAUAG